CUCCAGGCCCUCUUCCCGGUCCCGUCCCGGCCCCCUCGAGAGCUGGGUGAGCCGCGCCGCAGCCAUGGUGCAGGCCUGGUACAUGGACGAGUCCGCGGACGACCCGCGGCUGCCGCACCGCCCCGAGCCCGACCGCGCGGUGGGCCUGGAGCAGCUGCGCGGGCUCGGCGUGCUCUACUGGAAGCUGGAUGCUGACAAAUAUGAGAACGAUCCAGAAUUAGAAAAGAUCCGGAGAGAGAGAAACUAUUCCUGGAUGGACAUCAUCACCAUAUGCAAAGAUAAGCUUCCCAACUACGAGGAGAAGAUCCAGCUGUUCUACCAGGAGCACCUGCACCUGGACGAGGAGAUCCGCUACGUCCUGGAGGGCAGCGGGUACUUCGAUGUCAGGGACAGGGAGGACCGGUGGAUCCGCAUCUUCAUGGAGAAGGGAGACAUGAUCACUCUCCCCGCCGGCAUCUACCACCGCUUCACGCUGGACGAGAAGAACUACGUGAAGGCCAUGCGGCUGUUCGUGGGAGAGCCCGUGUGGACCGCCUACAACCGGCCAGCCGACCACUUCCCCGCCCGGGAGCAGUACGUGAGGUUCCUGGCUCAGACGGCCUAGGCCGGAGCGGCUGCCUGCAGGACCUGGCGUGCCUGCGCUGUGUGGUGGACUCGGGCUGGCUUUCCGUAGCAGACCGUCUGGUCAGCGCGUUUGUGAUGGAAGGAGCUGGGAGCCUGGUGCUCAGGAGGACGUGGGCGGAGCGUCGGGGCCCGGCUCCCCCUGCUCCACGGCUGGUGUGCAGGCAUCAGCUCCUGGAGGGUCGCUGCCCAUGGUCAGCUGAGGCCAGCCAGCCUGGGCCCCGUGCACAGGAGCAGUCCUAGAGACAGGCCACUGAGGGAGGUGCGGCACUGCCCGCCUGGGGCACCCGGGCUGCGGAGACUCAGGCUGGGUGUGCUCUGGGCUGCCUGUGUCUCCUGUUCAGAAUAAAGUGCCUUAACUCUGCUGGAGCUUGGAGUUCCUC
Messenger RNA from Sciurus carolinensis (gray squirrel), 1004 nucleotides. RefSeq names its product acireductone dioxygenase 1 (gene Adi1). NCBI's taxonomy places the organism in Eukaryota, Metazoa, Chordata, Mammalia, Rodentia, Sciuridae. The transcript is spliced from 4 exons. The record is from RefSeq and is a predicted model, not a curated record. Bases 65 to 604 code for a protein of 179 amino acids. Gene Ontology annotation, molecular function: acireductone dioxygenase [iron(II)-requiring] activity.